Messenger RNA from Phaeoacremonium minimum UCRPA7, 1776 nucleotides. RefSeq names its product putative lysosomal cobalamin transporter protein. Gene Ontology annotation, biological process: protein localization to vacuole. The coding region runs from base 1 to 1776 and encodes 591 amino acids. The record is from RefSeq and is a predicted model, not a curated record. Gene Ontology annotation, cellular component: vacuolar membrane. Lineage: Eukaryota; Fungi; Ascomycota; Sordariomycetes; Togniniales; Togniniaceae. The transcript has a single exon.
AUGGCAGCCGCCGGAUAUGUUCAGACCAGUCUGAUCUGGGUUGCCUACGCGGUUGCAGUGGCUCUCGCUCUGAUAGCCGCCAUUCUCACCACCUUCACUUGGCAAACUGCCCGCGAGCGAUCCGCCAUCGUCAGUACUGUCGCAAUCGUCAGUCUGACUGCGCUUUUGGCAACUGUCUUCCUGCUGCCUGUUGACAUUGCUCUGGUCUCAUCGACGACCUCGACGACCUACGGUGCGAAGAAGGAUUGGGCGACACCCGAACGUGUCAGCAAUAUUCUCUUGACCCUCAAGAUCGUCUACUACUCGCUAUACAGCUUCGAUGCGCUGCUUUGCCUUCUCAUUAUUCCAUUCGCUUACUUCUGGUACGAGGAAUAUGAUGAGGUUGAGGAGGAGGAAGGUACCAGGAGCUUUGGAAGCAGACUUUGGGGCGCUUUCAAAUACACCAUCGUCUUCAUCGUCCUAGUUCUGAUUCUGUUCUUGGUGGGUUUCUUCGUACCCGCCGCAGGCGACAGCAAGGGAAAGCACCUUGACCUUGACUACUUCAAGAAGCUUCUUGCCGAGAAUAAGGGCGAAAAGGCUCUGACAUUCGGGCUGGGACUGCUGGUUACUCUCGGCACCCUUCUCUACAUUCUCUACACCGGUGCUGGACUAGCCCUCCUACCAGUCUCCUUCAUCAAGUCAGCCCCCUCUAUUUCGGCACCGCAGCUCGGCGAGACCACUGCCACGGCACUCGAGAGCAACCGAGAACGCCAGCGACAGCUUGAGAUGCGCAAUGCCGGUCGUCCGGAAGGCAUGCCCCAGAAGGACCGUCGCGAGUUGGAGGCCCUCAUGCGCGAGGAGCGAACUCUGGUCCGCCGCGAACGUCUGGCCGCCGAAGCUCGUGGAGAGGGUCACAGUGCCAUUUUCCGAGCAUGGCUAAAGGUUCAAGCUGUGUUCCGCCCUCUAAAGCUGAUUGGGGGAAUCUUGCUACUACUGAUCGCUAUCCUUGUCUGGGUAUCGAUGCUCAUUACCGGUAUUGAUAAAGCGGCCAACUCUAUUUGCAAACAGCAUUGUGGUUACAUCUUGGGACAUAUCAACGUCUUCCAACCAAUCAACUGGAUCUUUGUGAAGUCAGCGAAGGCAUUCCCUGUGGAUUACGUCCUCAUGGCGCUUCUGAUCCUGUUCUUCUUCAGCAGCUCCAUCUCUGGCCUGGCCACCAUUGGCAUCCGAUUCCUAUGGGUCCGGAUCUUCCAGAUCAAAAAGGGCCGGACUGCACCACAGGCGCUGCUCAUCGCUACUGUUAUGCUGGCAUUGAUCAUUCUUGGCAUCAACUAUGCGAUCGCAGCUAUCGUUGCGCCGCAGUACUCUAUCUACGGCACUCAGACAUUCUGCGAUAACCCACCUCGCCACCCUGGCGAUCAGCCAGACUGCAGCAAGCACUCGGACUUGAUUAAGCCAUGCUCAGAGGUAGAGGACAAGGCUGCAGCUAACACUGUCUGCACCCCGUCGGUCAUGUCGACAUUCCUGAACAGAAUGACAUUCAACUGGCCGGUCUUUGGGGCCAUCAUAUUCUGGGCACAGUUCGCAUUCCUCGCCGUGUUUCUAAUCGUCUUCUUGACUGCUCUGUUCAGAACUCCAAGACUAAACCUGAGUGAGUUUGACGAGGAAGCCGAGGCCGAUGAGGAGGAGGGCUUGCUGGCCAGCACCGGCAGACGAUUUGGUGCUACAUGGCAGGACAUCACCGGGCGCGCGAAGCAAGCCACGAACACUAGCACAAAUGGAGGUGAACAUUCGUAG